CCCUUGAUUGAGUUUUCAAUCUGGUUUAUUCGUAAUUAACAUAUGAAUUGGCUUGAUACAACUUCCCUCUCUAUCAUAGCUACAUCAGCUUUCAAAAAGGCUCAGAAAAAAAUUGAUAGAAUAUUAGAAAUUCAAGAUGAAGAUGGUGCUAAUCUAAAAUUUAAAUCUAAUGAGAAUGAUUCAACUGUAAUAGUAAAUGAAUCAAAUAAUUCAAAAUCUAAUACAAAGAUUUCUAAAUUAACGGAAAUGUUGGAAAUAUGUAAAGAUGCUAUAAUUGAUAAAGAAAUUCAACAUAAUUUUUCUGAUAAAACAAAGGGUAUUGAUAUUGCAGAUAGUUGGAAUGAGUGGAAUGGUGAAGAUGUAAUAAAAGAAAAUGUUAAUGAAAUCCUACAAAACAAUAUAGCCAUUCACAAUAUUGAUGAGGUCUUUUCCAAUCCUAGUCCACCAGAAUUGGUUAUCAGCAGUGCCUCACAAGUUAAUUUGUCUUUGACUGGUUCUUAUCAAGAUGAAACUCCUAACUUAGAUGAUCAAGAAGGUUUUAGAUCGCAUACUAAUAAAAACGCGAAUGAAAUAGUUUCCGGACUGACCACAGAGAAACAUUUGGACCACAAUAUUGACGAUAAAAUUUAUAACAAAACGAUUGGCCAUACUGAAUCUAACCAAUCCUUUAAAUCCACCAAAAUGAAACCAUGCUUUAUCCUUCAUUCUCCUUCUCAUUCCGCUAUUUUACCUAAUCAAGAUUAUAAUUUUCACGAUCUUAAUUUGGCCGCUCAAAAUGAAUCCCUGAAAGAUCAUUCGAGUGAUUAUGAUGAUCCACUAGCAACUGUUAAAAUUGAUGAUAAUUAUGAUAGUAAUAUUGAACCUAAAAUGGAUAAAGUUGAAAUAGAGGAAAAUAUGGCAAAAAUAUAUCGUGGUCUAUUUGAAAAUGAGGAAGCAAGAACUAAGCAGGAAUAUUAUAAUGAUAGCAAAUCAAUCAAAAUCGAAAAAAUAAGUGGUGACAUAUUAUUUGACACAAAUAAUAUCAAUAUAAUUGAAAACCAGAAAAUCAGUCAAUCCUUUAAAAAUUUUAACGUUAAAAAUGAUUGUGAAUAUCAUAUUACAGAUACCGAUAUAAAUUCAUCCUCUCAUUCCACCCUCACUUUCAGCGUGUUACAUCCUCCCAUCAUAACACCAUCAAACGAUAAAAACAUUUUACGAGAUGAUAACAUAAAUUUUGUCGUAGAUUUGGAAAAUAAAAUAAUUACAGACGAAAUAUUGUUAGCUUCAGAAGAUCUAAAAUCAUAUGAAAAUAAUACAAAAUCAAAUGACAAAAUUAGGUUUAUAGAUGGCCUGAGAGAAUCAGACUAUAUAACAAAACUUCUCUGUAAAGCAGAUGACGAUAAUAACCACAUUAUAAUAUCUGCUAGUUUGGGAAAGGAAUAUAAAAAAAGCAUUAAUGUGGAAAACAUUAAUUAUGAUAAUAAACUCCCUCAUAACAACCUCAAUAUUAUUACAGACAACACUACUCUCAUAGCAGACGUAGAUAUCAAUCUUCCGUUAAACAAUUUUUUAGAGUCACGUGACAAAAUUAUGACAAAAUAUCUAUACCACGAAGAUGUUGAAUUAGCGGAAGAUAAUGUUAUAGUAGACGAUAAACUAAUCGUUGCCGAGGACCAUAAUAUCAACGCGAACCUUUUACUGACAGAUUUUCUAGGAGCAGAGGAUCUAGUAUCAGAAACAGACGAUCGCUUGGUAAAAAACCAGUCCACCAUCGAUGCUACAAGGAUGCGCAGUAAUACAUCUUCCGAUAUAGAAAUUCUGUCCCUUCCACCUACUAGUGUGUGUUCUUCUGAUUUCACUGGUACUGGUAAUUUGGAAGAAAUUGAGGAAAUGAUGAAGGAUAAUUCGAAUUCUUUUAGGCCUUACAAUCAUCCUCAAUAUCUAAGACCCCUGUGUCACAUCAAGACCCAUAACCCGAGCAACAUUUCCGCUCAAGAUGGCUACUACGACACUAAAAGUUCGAAAACUCAAGCCAAAAAGUCGGCUAUAAUAUUACCCAUAGCGGCUACUCACAUCAAGCUCCAACCAAAGCAGGAUGAACAGGACAAUAAAGCAGCGAAUGAGAAUUCGAGUUUGAUUUUAAAAGUCAGGGAAGAGCAAAUACUGAAACUAUCCAAAGAAAACAUGGAAAUUAAGGAGGAACUCGCUAAAAUGAGGGAUAAAAUUAAUACGGAUCAUGAAGAAGUCGACGAUUUAAAGCGAGAAUUUGGUCAAAGGAUAAGCGAAUUGGAGAAGAAGCUUUCGGUUGCUAACAAAGACAAAGACAUGUUGAAGAAACAAAUCAGAUCUUUAACAGCGGAUAAAACUUCCUCUAACAUCCCAUCGAUCACAAAUAUGAAUGAAAUACAUCAAUUGAAUAAAAUAUUGGAAGAGAAGGAUCAAGUCAUCAACGAACUCAGGGGAGAAGGUGAAAAAUUGUCUAAACAACAUUUGCUACAUUCCUCGUUGGUGAAAAAGCUGAGGAGUAAAGAGAAACGAUUAGAAACGGAUCUAAACAAUUCUAACAAAAGGGUCGAAGAAUUAACCGUCGAAACAAAUAAACUCAAGGAGAAAUUGACCACGAAGGAAACAGUAGAAGAUGAACAUUCAGAACUAUUGCAACAAAUAACGGCGGAUAAUAUACUCAAAACGGAACGAAUCAACGAAUUGGAAGGAAACUAUCACGAAACUUUGGAAAAAUCUAACAGUUUACAAACCGGGUUAACUGGAGCUUACAAGGAAAUUAGCGCUUUGCAGAAGUCCGUAGCCGAUAAAGAAAAAACUAUUCAGGAAAUUGAAAGCGACAAAAAAUUAGCUUUGGAUAUAGCUAUCAAAAGUUUGAAACUUGAUAUGGAGAAAGAUGACGAGGAUAAAAGGAUAUUUUUAUGCGACCAGGUAAAGGAACUCGAUAAAGCAUUGGAAGAAGCAAAAGAUUCUGGUAAAUUUAGGGAAGCCAAUUUGCAAAGGGAAAUUGAUCAUUUGAGAGAAACUUUAAAAAGCUGUGAAAACAAAAGAGCCGAUAUAUCCUGUGAUUUAAGCUCGGCCACCAGGCCUCUGGUGAUUCAAAUUGAUGAUUUAAAGGCAAGCUUAGUGGCUCGGAAAGAUGAAAACGGUCGAUUCAGAAGGGAAUACGAACAAAAAAUGGAAACCACAAUGACAUCAUUAGAAGAGAGCCAAAAACAUCAAAACUUUUACAGACAAAAAAUUCAAGAUCUUGAAAUAGAGAUAGCUAACAUUAGCGAACAAUUAAGAUUGUCCCAUCUCAACCAAGGUGAGGUUAUGAGACUGAACACCCUGCUGAAUGACGAAAUAGAAUCAAUCAAACAGCGGAAGGAAAAGUUAGUCACUGAAAAAAAAUCCUACAUUGAGGAAAUUUCCUCACUUCAAUUUGAAAUACGAAAUCUUAAAUUGGAACUCGAUAAUACUAAAGACUUUAAAACAAAACAACACUCAACUUUAUUAUCACGCUCUUCCCAUCCCGCAUUACCAAAUGACUCACACAAAGAUCCCCUUUUAAACCUUUCGAAACUGAUAAAUUCCUCCAAGUUGAACGACAACGAUUCGCUUUACAAAAAUCCAUACGAUUAUUCAACAGCUUUAUCCGGUUCAAACAGCAAUUUGGAUCAGGAAAAUCUCGUUAAUUCAUACAAUACUAGAAAAUCCAAAAAAUAUUAUGCAAGUACCUCCAGAAAUAUGAUGAUCGUCGAUGAAUCUGAUAACCAUCCCGCGUUACCUCUCGACAAUCGAUCUUAUUAUACUAACGAUGAAUCCGUUGGGAGUUUGGGAAAUAUAUCAUCGAUUAGCGACACCCUUCCAUUUGACGAACGCCAAUCCUCGAUUUCUUUCGAAGAAUCGCAUAACUCUAUGUCUACGCUGGCCGAUGAAGACCUAAUAUACAACCAAAAUGAUCAUGAUCGGGACUACACAAAUUUCGAAGGAGGUUGGGUCGACAUCGAAAAAUUUGAAUUUCAGAUCAAAUUAAAAGAAGGGCAUAUCCAAAAACUUAAAUCACAACUCCGAAAAUUAACUAUCAGAAUAAAUUUUCUAAAUGCGGAAUCGUCUAAAAAUUCGGAAAUCUAUGCUCAAUUGACCCAAACUCGUGAAGAAUGCGCAACUCUGGCCACCGAUCUAAAGCAACUUAAAUUUAGGUAUUCGGCCCUACUUGAAAUGUACGGAGAGAAAGAAGAAAGCUUGCAAGAACUUCAACUCGAUUUACAAGAGAUUAAAUGUCUAUACAGGGAUCAAAUGGACAUUCUCACGAACAAUUCUCCUAAAUCUAUGCUUAGUACAAAUAUCGUCGAUAGUUGAUUCUUACGCAGAUAUGUAGUAUUCCCUGGCAAUGAUUUAUAAGAAAUAUAUAUCUAAAGCAAAAUAUUUAUUGGAAGUUACUUUUUUCUAUAAUUUAUUUAGGCAGACAUCUAAAAAAAACAAAAUGUUCUCACUUUUUAAUGGGAGUUUUAUAUGCGUUAAUUGGUAACAUCAUUUUUUAAAGAAAGACUACUUUUAUUUAAGAGUUAAUCCUUUUUAUUUUUCCCCUUUCCUUCCAUUUCUUUUCAUAUCUCGUUAAACUAAUCGAUUCCGGAAGUGGACAGAAUUUUGCGUUUAGGACUUAUAAAAAAAAUAUAAUCUCUUGUACGCGAUAAUUCUUGGGUUUUUAUUUCAUGAUUCUUCUAACGAUGUGUGAUAAUUAAAUAUUAAUAAUUUGAAGAAAUUGCACACAAUGUUCUAUACAUUGGUUUAUUUAUUAUAUAUAUUUUAUGCCAAUUUAAAAAAAAAUGACUGUGAUUUCGCUUAAAUUAUAAUCCAUAUAUUCUAAAAUAUUAUAAUUGACUUUUUAAAACCUUUUUAUCUACCCUCAUUUUGCUUUCAAAUAUAUUCAUAUAUAAAUGUUAUUGUUUUUGGCAAAGUGUUAAUCUAAUAUACAUACCUGGUU
This is a messenger RNA of Gordionus sp. m RMFG-2023, 4951 nucleotides long. RefSeq lists its product as uncharacterized. Gene Ontology annotation, cellular component: Golgi apparatus; endoplasmic reticulum. Lineage: Eukaryota; Metazoa; Nematomorpha; Gordioida; Chordodea; Parachordodidae. The record is from RefSeq and is a predicted model, not a curated record. The transcript has 24 exons. Bases 43 to 4326 code for a protein of 1427 amino acids.